Messenger RNA from Trichosurus vulpecula (common brushtail), 3022 nucleotides. It is a transcript of the gene GOLT1B, whose product is annotated as golgi transport 1B. The transcript is spliced from 5 exons. Gene Ontology annotation, cellular component: membrane; endoplasmic reticulum. The record is from RefSeq and is a predicted model, not a curated record. Gene Ontology annotation, biological process: endoplasmic reticulum to Golgi vesicle-mediated transport; retrograde transport, endosome to Golgi. Lineage: Eukaryota; Metazoa; Chordata; Mammalia; Diprotodontia; Phalangeridae. Bases 134 to 550 code for a protein of 138 amino acids.
GAGGUACCGGCGGCUGCGUGUUUCCGGAAGACGUGGCGGCUGCUGCCAGUGUUGCUUUCCCUUACAUCCCCCCUGGGCGCUACUCGCGUUCCCCCAAGUCGCUGCCGCCACCGCCACUGCCACCACCGCAGCCAUGAUCUCCUUAACGGACACGCAGAAAAUUGGAAUGGGAUUAACAGGAUUUGGCGUAUUUUUCCUAUUUUUUGGAAUGAUUCUCUUUUUCGACAAAGCACUACUGGCUAUUGGAAAUGUAUUAUUUGUGGCUGGAUUGGCUUUCGUAAUUGGUUUGGAAAGAACAUUUAGAUUCUUUUUCCAGAAACACAAAGUUAAAGCUACAGGGUUUUUCCUGGGUGGAGUAUUUGUAGUUCUCGUUGGUUGGCCUUUGAUAGGCAUGAUCCUUGAAAUUUAUGGAUUCUUUCUUCUGUUCAGGGGAUUCUUUCCUGUGGUGGUUGGCUUUAUUAGAAGAGUACCUGUCCUUGGAUCCCUCUUGAAUUUACCUGGAAUAAGAUCACUUGUAGAUAAAGUCGGAGAAAGCAACAAUAUGGUAUAACAGCAAGUGGACUAAAGAUUACAUUAAAAUUGCAUUAUUUACAAAAGCCCCUUUGAAGAAUAUUCAGCACAAAAUUAAAUUACACAAAACAGCUUAUAACAUCUUUUACAUAAGUUUAUAAUGUGUAGUCUGCGAAGUACCUACAGUAAUUAGCAACGAAGCAAUGAAAAGGUGCUUGAUUCCAAGACAAGCGACUAAGAAUUCACCAAGUGAACUGAAGAAGGGGAAUGCCAUGUUACAAUCUAUAUUGAAACUGUUGAAAGUUAUUUUUAUUGUUUUUUUCACAAUGUGCUAAACACAGCCAUCCCUAUAGAACUGUGGUGCCUGAUUUCUGUCUCCUUAUUUUGAAGGUGCAGGAGAGCCACCAGGCAUUUGGUUUUUUUAAGAAAUGCUCAUUGCAAUGGCAAAAAUGUUUCCUGUUGUUUAACAAGAGUUGUAGCUCCAAAAGUGUUGCAUGAGUUAGGAUGGAUUAUGUCAUUUUAAUGUAUUAAAAACAAAGGAAAAUCCAAACAACUUUGUUGUAUGAAUCAAACUUUUUUUUUUGUUUGUAAAUACAUAGUUUAAAUAAACUUUUGCUGUUCUUAGGAAUCAAAGCCAGAUGUAAAUGCUAACUGGAUUUACUUUCUGUGCUGGAAUAUGCAAAGGUCAUUCAUUUUUUAACUUGGAUCCUAAAUUAUAGGUGACUAAAGCUUUCUUUGGUCAGUAGAAUACUUUGGGGAUUUCGUCUCCAAGAUACCUGCAUGUAUAAUUACAUGUGAGCCUAAAAAGAUGUACCCUUUGUCCACUAAGUAACCUGUUACAUAUCUUGUCUCAUGGAAUAGUCUUUUAUUUAAGAUACUUAAUGAUGCUAACUUGUAUUUUUCCUAUUCAAACAUAGCUUGUUUUUAAAGUUUGAAAAGUCUGUCUGGCAUGAUGAUAGUUUACUUGGGGAGAGAGAAAAAUCCUACAAGUUUCAGAUCUUAUUUUGCUAUUGUUCAUAAAGAAAAACUCCCUAAAGAGUUAACUGUUGUUUACCUUGGGACAUGUGAAGUGUUGAAAAGUUGAAACUUCUGAUUGUAUCUUAAAGGGCUAUUCAUAUAAACUGAAAAGUUGAUUUUCUUAUUUAAAAAUGUCUUAUGUUUGAUAUGAAGAUUUUCCACAAAGAGUUGCCUAAAAACAAAAAACCUGAGUGAUGAUAUAAGCAAAUUAUUUUAGGAUAUUUAGUGACUAGAUUCUUUCAAAGCCAAGGAAGUUAAGAAAAAUGUAUUCUGUUUUGUUAUAACCAUUUGGCAAGUGGUAAGAAAUUCAUUUUUUUUUCUUUAUAGGCUUCCCCAGUUGGCAUACUUUUUUUCAAGAAUGUGGAAACAUUUGAAACACAUUUUUUAUCAACCACAAUACUUCUUGUUUUACCACUUAUGAUCAAAUUCAUUUGUUUUUACAUUUUGCAAUGCUUCUUGAUCCAAAAAAAUCAUAAUUGUAGAAAUUUGAUUUUCAUUUUAAAAACAUUCUGUUACUCCUCAAGUUUAUUCUGUUGAAAGAGUCGGUAGUGAGAAAAAGGGGGGCACAAGUUCCCAACCUCAUCCAAAACAGAAGAAAAAGAUUUAAAUAUACAAUGAAAUGGUUCAGUCUUGUGGAUUCAAUGCAAAGUCACUUGACGCAUGACAGAACUCAUGCAGCGGAUAAGACAUUUUCAAAUGGAGACUCCUACCUCAACAGCUGUCGGAAUAUUAAAAGACUUGGUGUUUUAUGUCUGUGUAAUGUUCAAAUAGUCUCAUCCAUUGGAGAAUGUAAAAAAUAUACUUUGGGCUUUGAAUGUUCUAUGCCUUUGUUCUACCUAUUUUUGACAGAUGAUCAUUAUUUACAGUAGAUUAUGAAAUCUGCCUUUUUUAAAAGCAAGAACAAAAUCUACUUAAAACAAAUAGCUACAUUGCAAUUGGACCUUUGUAGAUGUGAAUUUCUAUCAAAUUAUUCCUUGCACUGUGAUAAACACUCCUUUCCCAAGACCCUUCUUUUAGCAAAUGAUGUUGGGCAGAAACUUGGAAGAGAUCUAACAGUGAUGCCUCAGUCAAUGAAAUUGAGAGGUGGUGCAAUUUUCAUUUUAAGUGAGUCCACUGUUAAGAUCCAUCUUGAUUUCUGAACUGCUUGGAAGCAUUGUAUAUUUUAUAAAUGUACUGGUCUUCUGACAGAAAGCAUUGUAAAUACCACUGUCUCUUUCUUAAAUUAGCUUUCUGUCUUUGCCACUAAAAUGUAAUUUGAUUUCCAGAGAGGUGGAGGAAAAGGUCAAAUGCUACCUAGCCUUAAGUGUUUCUGUCAUUGCUCAAGUGUAUUUUCUGUAACAGAAACAUAAUUGGAAUGUUUUUCUUUCCCCUAAUAAAUUGUAAUUCUUAAAAUAUUGCUGCUUUAAAAAGUCUCACAAACAGAUUAUACGAUCUAAGCAAUUGAAUAAUGUAAAUACACUUGUCUUACCUCUCAAUAAAAAGUACUUUUAUAUUA